AUGACCCAAACAAAUUCAAAAGUCCGCGAAAUGAAUCCAUUUCGUAGCAGUAGAAAAGGGAGUGAAAAGAGGGAGAAGAAUAGACGAAUUAUGACGACAGGUCAUUUAGAUGCCCAGCUUAUACAUCUCGGCUCAAAGAAGCCGGCCGGCCAGCCGGCAGCUUCCGUGUUCGCGCCGAGGGGAACGUCAUGUAAAGAGGAGAUGGAUGUCACUCAUUCAUCCACACAUGUGGAUGUCCGGCCCCUCAUCCGACGGCCCAUGAAAGGUGCCGACAAGGGCGACAGAAGACGGCGGCUGGCUUUUAUCUCGGUGCGACAGACACCAGAUGCCCUCCUGGAUUCCUACUGUCUGAGGAAGACCCUUUUUGUGAUCAUCUGCGCUCUGGCAACAGCUUAUGCUUCCAAAGAAUGGGAGGACUUCAAGACGAAGUAUGGAAAAACCUAUGCCAACCCCGUCGAUGAGCAAUACAGAGAGUCUGUAUUCCAAGACAAGCUGGAGUACAUUGAAGAGACUAACAAGCUGUAUGAAAAGGGCCUGUUAACAUAUUACCUGAAAAUCAACAAAUACAGCGACUUGACUCACAAGGAACUGAUGGACCAAAUGACCGGAGGACUGUACAUGAGAACUGCACCUCCUAAGGAUACUCCGAGUGAGGUGUCCGUCGAAGGACUGGCAGAGGAAGUCGACUGGAGGGCGAAAGGAGCCGUGAGUCCUGUGAAGGAUCAAGGGGAGUGUGGAUCCUGCUACGCUUUCUCGGCUGUGUCAUCCUUGGAAAGCAUGCUGUUCAUUAAGACUGGUCAACUCGUAGACCUCUCCGAGCAGAAUCUGGUCGACUGCGCCUCUGACUACUCGUGUUUCGGAUGUAGAGGUGGGUUCCCUUAUGGUGCCUACAUCUUCCUCAUGGAUCAAGGGGGCAUCGCCACAGAGGAGUCAUACCCUUACGCGGGCGCUGAACAGGACUGCAUGUUCGACGCAGCAAGCGUUGGUGCCGUUGUCAAAUCGUAUGUUGAGCCCACAUCUGAAUCUAAACUUCAGCAGGCAGUGCACGACGAUGGUCCAGUCAGUGUCUACAUAGACGCUAAUCACCCAACAUUUGGCAGCUACGGAGGAGGUGUUUAUAUUGAACCCAACUGCGACUCGUUAAACGCAAAUCUGGCCGUGAGCGUCGUAGGAUACGGCGUUGAGAAUGGCUUGGAAUACUGGCUCGUCAGGAAUGCUUGGGGGGAAUCCUGGGGAGAAGAAGGCUACAUCAAGAUGGCGAAGAAUGCUGGCAAUAUGUGCGCCAUUUCGACCCACGCUAUCUAUCCUGUUGUUUAAAAGAAUUUUGCAUUUGAUGGCUUCACAAUUUUCAGAAGAAACGAAAAAAGAAAAUCAUACAAUUUAAAAUCCUCGUACAUUUGGUGAUUCCAUAAUUCGUAGGGGGAAAGUCAUGUUGUUUAAAAGCCUCGUGUAUUUGGUAUUUUCCUAAAUUUUUAAGGAAGAAAAUCCUGCUGUU
Macrobrachium nipponense is the source of this 1495-nucleotide messenger RNA. RefSeq names its product crustapain-like. The transcript is spliced from 8 exons. Gene Ontology annotation, cellular component: lysosome. NCBI's taxonomy places the organism in Eukaryota, Metazoa, Arthropoda, Malacostraca, Decapoda, Palaemonidae. Gene Ontology annotation, biological process: positive regulation of peptidase activity; immune response; positive regulation of apoptotic signaling pathway. The record is from RefSeq and is a predicted model, not a curated record. The coding region runs from base 1 to 1317 and encodes 438 amino acids. Gene Ontology annotation, molecular function: cysteine-type endopeptidase activator activity involved in apoptotic process; cysteine-type endopeptidase activity.